Molecule: messenger RNA, 2049 nt
Organism: Scleropages formosus (Asian bonytongue)
Lineage: Eukaryota; Metazoa; Chordata; Actinopteri; Osteoglossiformes; Osteoglossidae
Product: H2.0-like homeobox protein
Exons: 4
Coding region: 582-1604 (340 amino acids)
Biological process (GO): regulation of DNA-templated transcription
Molecular function (GO): DNA-binding transcription factor activity, RNA polymerase II-specific; sequence-specific DNA binding
Source: RefSeq, a predicted model, not a curated record
GGCUGUUUUGCUCACGGUUAUUACAGCAGGAGGUGGGAUUCGAACCUGCAACCAGUCAGUACAUCUAACCAUUACGGUACCCGCUUAUUGUUUGGUUUUAUGUGAGCGGCAGGUAGCUGUAGUGGUCGCCGGCAGCGCCUUACCCCCAACGAACACGGGUUCGAAUCCCACCUCUUGUUGUCAAACCCCAAAGUAUUUGCUGUAAAGCGCGCGCGCGCACUGCCUCGAUUCAGUAAAAAGCGCACAGCUGUGUAAACGGGCACAUGAUGAUUGCGAGUCAGCGACUGGGUACAUGAACGAGCGCGGUCAGCAGGGUUUAAGCCUUAAGGGGCAGGCGGCGGGGACGAGCACGAGCACGAGCACGUGGGCCGGGCUGCGACUGCCCAAAGGAAACACCGCGACCAAUGAGCGGCACCAUCGCAACCCGUACGGAAGGACAUGGUGGUCCGGACCCACUCCGGGCUUCUUGGCUCGGGGAGCAAUUCCUCCUUUUCGCAGUGAGGAAGCGACUCUGAAGAAGUUCAGCUUUCUGUCGCCUUUCUUCCUUCUUCUCGGCGAAUGAAUGAGCAGCGCGCGGCACGAUGAUGUGCAGCCCCGGACCGAGUGGACCGAGUGGACCGGGUGUCCCGGGUGGGUUCACCUCCAGGCUCGUGCUGGACUCCUUUCUCGUCCACGGAGGCGCACCGCGGAACGCGCCAGGGCUCGGCUUUAAUGCCGCUGCGCUCGGAUGUGCGGGACCCGAGCUGCGCUGCUGUGGCGGGGGGGUCGAUGUGAGGAUCGCCCUCAAUUCUGCCCUCGUCGUGGGCGCGAGCGCAAACGGCUGGCGCGCGCACUGCGGUUCCGGGGCGCAGCCAACGCAUCAGCGGCCGCUCUCCGCGCAUCGCGGCCACCUCACAUUCGGCAUCGACCGAAUACUGUCUGCCGAGUUCGAGCCGAAACCAGCGGUUUCUUCGCCUCCAAGAGAUCUCACAUCCACUCUGAGUUCAGAACAUUUGUCAGGAGUUCAUGGUUCCCUGGAGAAGGCGGCAGGCCAGUACUUCUCUUCGGUGGACCUCUGCACCCACCAUCCAACUUCCAUGAUGAGUCCUGCAGUGGAGCAUCACUUCCAAGACACCUUUGCAGGUCCGUUUGCAGUCCUUACGAAGGACCGAGCAGCGGUACCGCAGACAAACAAGAGGAAACGGUCCUGGUCCAGAGCGGUCUUCUCCAAUCUCCAGAGGAAGGGACUGGAGAAACGAUUUGAGAUCCAGAAAUAUGUAACCAAACCAGAUCGAAAACAGCUUGCGGCAGUGCUGGGCCUCACUGAUGCUCAGGUUAAAGUGUGGUUUCAAAACAGGAGAAUGAAAUGGAGACAUUCGAAGGAAGCCCAGGUGGAGGAAAAGAAGGGGCACCCAGACAAACGCCUGUCGUCCAGAUCCCUAGAAACGGAGAAGAAGCGGGACUCUGACGGCGAAAGGACUGAGUCUGAAUUGGAGGACAGGAGGCCCAAGGAUGACGAAGAUGUUUCGGACCAGAGUAUCAAACUCGGUUCCGCCCGUCUCGGUACAGAUGAGCUGGUUUCAAAUAAUCAGGAAAAACCAUCAAUUCUUGAUAUGAAUCCAUAAAAUGAUCUGUACCCGUAGCUAAUACAUUUCCGUCGUCAUGACAUGAAGGUUCUUCAGACUUCUGGAAACAUUGUUGUAGAAAGAGCUGAGCUUGCACACAUUCCCUUUUAACAACCAAUAAUUUAAUGUAUUUGUGACUAAGUUCCCACUCUCUUUAUUUCAUCUGCUUUUUAUGGACAAGCUUUUUCUAGUAUGUUUAUGCAUCGUUUAGUGUUUUAUAUAUACAGGCAUCGUCUUUAUCUGAAAUCUGAGCAUAAUUUUAUAAUUUUCGCUUUACGGGACAAAAAGUAAAUAUGGCGAAAUAUGUUACAUUUUGCUGAAAUCACGGUCUUAUUGUUGUAUAGGUGUUUUGCAGUGUUCUAAUGAUAUCUGGGGAAAUUUGGAUUUUUUUGAUGGGCUUGGAAUACAUUAUUAUUUUCCCCCCAAUGAUUCAUACAGUAUAACC